UUUUUAUCUAUGACCCUGUAUAUGCGUAAUAUGCUCUGUAAUGCCGUUUUUUUAUGUAUGGUAUAUAAUUUAUGUAGCGCACGCAGCGUAGUAACGUGGUAGCAACAACAGCUGAUUGUGAAACAUGUCCGACGUAGAACGUUUUGAAAAUCAACCAGAAAAUUGCCCAGGGACACAAAGUGAAAAUGCAGGUAAAGUGUCUGCGUGUGCUAAGUGUCCUAAUCAGCAACUAUGUUCAUCAGGAACACUAAAAGGAACAAAUUCUGGCAUGCAUGAAAUUCAAGAAAGAUUAAAAGAUGUAAAACAUAAAAUAUUAGUUCUUUCUGGAAAAGGUGGUGUUGGUAAAAGUACACUAACAUGUCUGCUAAGUAGGGCAUUCUCUUUAAAAAAUGCAGAAGAACAUGUAGCUGUUUUGGACAUUGACAUAUGUGGACCAUCCCAGCCAAGAAUUUUAGGUGUUUUAGGAGAACAGGUGCAUCAGUCAGGAUCAGGAUGGUCUCCAGUAUAUGUAGAAGACAAUUUAUCAGUUAUGUCCAUUGGUUUUCUUCUGUCAAACCCAGAUGAUGCUAUUAUUUGGCGAGGCCCUAAAAAGAAUGGCAUUAUUAAACAGUUUUUAAGCGAAGUCGACUGGGGUAAAUUAAAUUACCUCCUUAUAGAUACACCUCCAGGGACAUCUGAUGAACAUUUAUCAGUGACAACUUAUCUUGCUAAAGCAGGAUUAACUGGAGCCAUUAUAAUAACAACUCCUGAAGAAGUUGCUUUGUUGGAUGUAAGAAAAGAAAUCGAUUUUUGUCGGAAAGUUAAUGUUAAAAUCUUAGGAGUAAUUGAAAACAUGUCGUUAUUUGUAUGUCCAAAUUGUAAGACAGAAUCAAAAAUAUUUUCAACAAGUGGUGUUAAACAAAUGUGUGAAGAUUUAAAAGUUCCUUUUUUGGGAAGUUUGCCUGUGGAUCCUCUUCUGGCAAAGUGUUGUGACCAGGGAAUAGAUUAUCUAAGAGAACGUUCAAAUAGCCCAAUAGUUAAGGCACUUGAUAAAAUUAUUGAAGGUAUAGAAAAGCAGUGUACAAUUUAAAUUGUACUAUUCUUUUAUUAUUAAAUAUUAUUGCAAACCACAAUUUUUAUUAUUAAACAUGCUGGUUUAGUAGUAAA
Molecule: messenger RNA, 1146 nt
Organism: Agrilus planipennis (emerald ash borer)
Lineage: Eukaryota; Metazoa; Arthropoda; Insecta; Coleoptera; Buprestidae
Gene: Nubp1
Product: cytosolic Fe-S cluster assembly factor NUBP1 homolog
Exons: 7
Coding region: 125-1069 (314 amino acids)
Biological process (GO): iron-sulfur cluster assembly
Cellular component (GO): cytosol
Molecular function (GO): 4 iron, 4 sulfur cluster binding; ATP-dependent FeS chaperone activity; ATP binding
Source: RefSeq, a predicted model, not a curated record